CCUUCCUGCAGCUCGGCGCUUCAUCGGCAGCCCAAGACCACGAAGGGAAUUGAAUGUGCGUUCGGAACUCGGAACCGUGAUGAGGCACUGGAGGCGGUCGUGGACUUAUUGCGACAGUGCAGAGCGGGCAAUACAGCCAUCUCUGACAACGAGUCAUCCACGAUCAGGCUCCCGCGUGUAGAUUUCUGGGUCUCGGCCGGGAUGGGAAUGGUAAGCUUGGCAAGACGAGGUCGGAGUUGUAUGCUCCCGGCUCCGGCUGCCUGGACGUGGCGUCGUCGUCGUUGGCUGGUCACAGACUUCGAUCGAGAGCUGUCGAGAUCACGAGGAAAACCGUUAGCUACUGACAAGCGCUGUCUCGGAAAUGUUGGACGGUGGAUCUUCACAAGCGCGGGUGCAGCUGAAGAAUGUUGGGAGUGUUGGUGGCAUGCCAAGAGGAUGGGAGAGGGCUUGAGAGAGAACUCUCCGGCCAGAAGUGUUGCGUGUCGAAGUCAACCGGCUAUGACGCACAGCAAUAAUAGGCGCCCAUACCAGCCAGGCGUACGAGCUUUUUUGCCGAUGGGAAGAAGCGUUGAUUUUGGUGGAGCACCUCUCUACUUCCGGGCGGGUGAGCGGCCUGCUACGCAGGUAGAGGAGCUGGGGGGGCGGAGAAAGAAAAUACCGCUCUACAUGUGCUUCGUCGACUUGAACAAGGCGUAUGAUUCGGUGGACCGAGAGAUGCUAUGGAAGGUGCUGGCCAGGGCCGGGAUUCCCGCGAAGCUGAUCGAAGUCAUCCGCCAAUUCCACGAUGGAAUGCGGGCCCGGGUGCGCAUGGACGACGGAGAACUAUCGGACUGGUUCUUCGUGACACAGGGCGUGCGACAAGGAUGUGUGCUAUCCCCACUGCUAUUCAACAACUUCUUCGCCGAGGCCCUCGAGGUCGU
Molecule: messenger RNA, 920 nt
Organism: Ectocarpus sp. CCAP 1310/34
Lineage: Eukaryota; Phaeophyceae; Ectocarpales; Ectocarpaceae
Source: the annotation of a GenBank genome assembly